AUGGUAUGUGCCAAGCAGGGUUACAGUAAACUGGAGCCUCUCCUGGCAACACAAGCAACCCACUGCACCACCGCGCCCCCUCUCAGAGUCGUGCUACUGACAGUGUGCGGAAACCUGCUGGUGAUCAUCUCCAUCUCCCACUUCAAGCAGCUCCACACACCGACCAACUUCUUCAUCCUCUCCCUGGCUGUGGCUGACCUCCUGGUUGGGGUCACCGUGAUGCCUUUUGGCCUGAGCACAACGAUAGAGGUGUGCUGGAAUUUUGGGAGAACUUUCUGCGUGGUUUAUAAAAUUUUUGCUUACUAUCUAACCUCUGUGUCUCUUUAUAAUGUUAUUUUCAUCGCAGUGGACCGAUAUCUUGCUGUUUGUAAUCCCUUUUUCUACUCAGCCAAGAUUACAGUCAACAUAAGUUUACUGAUAAUAUUUUUUAUCUGGUGCACUUCAAUAUUCCUCAACACGGUUCUUUAUUACUUCUCCACAAGUAUUACUGACACGACAAAUACCACUGCAAGCCUUACAGUGUGUUCUGUUACAGCCAGCGACACAUGGGAUAUCGUUGAUCUUUUGCUGGUGUUUAUUUUUCCAUCUGUUUUAAUGAUAAUCUUGUACAUAAAAAUAUUUAUCAUUGCCAGACAUCAUGCAAAGACAAUUAGAUGUGCCAAUAAAGCAAACACGUUUCACAACACAACAAAAAUGAAGUCAAUGGCAUCGGAGAAGAAAGCUGCUAAGACCCUGGGAAUCGUAGUGGCUGUUUUCCUGCUGUGUUUGAUGCCAUCUUUUACAGUCUUUGUCGACCCCGAUGUUGUGUCCUUGACUUUUUAUGUUGAAAUGCAAAAUAUUACAUAUGCUGUUCUGUUUCUGAACUCCUCCAUUAAUCCAAUAAUAUAUGCAUUAUUCUAUCCAUGGUUUCAGAAGUGUGUAAAGCUCAUUGUUACUUUUAAGGUGUGUUACCAGGGGUCUUCACUGCUAAAUGUGCUUGGUGAAUCUCCCUGA
This is a messenger RNA of Scleropages formosus (Asian bonytongue), 993 nucleotides long. Its product is annotated as trace amine-associated receptor 13c-like. NCBI's taxonomy places the organism in Eukaryota, Metazoa, Chordata, Actinopteri, Osteoglossiformes, Osteoglossidae. The record is from RefSeq and is a predicted model, not a curated record. The coding region runs from base 1 to 993 and encodes 330 amino acids. Gene Ontology annotation, cellular component: membrane. Gene Ontology annotation, biological process: G protein-coupled receptor signaling pathway. Gene Ontology annotation, molecular function: trace-amine receptor activity. The transcript is spliced from 3 exons.